AGAAAUCUGUAGAAACUGUUCUCAUAUUGGGUAACGACUGGUAAGAGAAUAGCCGUGCCUAUCAUGAAGCCCCGAGACAGAACUCUGCACAGAUGCCCAAGUUUGGUAUCAGUGGCGGCUAACCAUUCCCAAACGAACAUGAGGCUGCGUGUGUCAGCCAUAUUGAAAGCACAGAGUACUAGAGGAAUAUGAUGAGCGUCUCCCGUUAAUGUGUAUCAUGAAUAAGGAAACAACGAGCGAAUAGGAGCAACCAGCCUCGAAUGAAUAAGACAGCCGUUACCCAAUAUGAGCAGCUUCUACAGAGGACCGAUCUGGGGAGCCUGCUUCGACGGUAUUAACGAGCGCUGCUGCAUGGCAGCCCAAAGCCUAGGGCAGUCUCUGCUGUUGUGCCACAGGAGGGCUCUUAAACAACCUAGGGCGGUGCACGCGUUAUAUGCUCUUGCUAAUGAAUUUAGUUCACAUAGUUCGCCUAACUUUUGUUCUCCACUAUUGCUUUUUUUCCGUCAUCCUAUUUCCUCAAUUACGCAGAUGUACUCAGCAUCAUGUCACUCUUUCGAACUCUUCGGAGACCAGGUCUGUCUCAAGUCAAACUCCCGAUCGUUAAAAGAAUCACCACUAUCCCAACUAGCCGAGCUACUUCCAGCCACUGCUUGUAGUCUUGUCACCACCUGCUACAUCGACCAGGUAGAAUCAUCGCGAGACGAUCUCGCUACAAAUACCGAUGGUAACGCCGAGUUUCUAUUUCAUAUAAUACGAUUCUAUUUCCCGAGACACGUGUCUCCAGGACUGGCGCUCGGCUCCUGCCUUGUGCUAGGAUGCUGUCUUUCCUCGUAUGUUCACCGGCGUCGAGAUCGAGACCGGUAUCAGGUUAUCGUCUUCGUAGUAUGGCUUGUCUGGGCUAUCUGUAUCGGAUGGGGGAUAGGAGCUAGCGCUAAUAGAAUUACGCUGGGGAUAGUGCCAUGGGCAUGCUGCGCAGCCAUGAUCGGUAGUUUCUUCGGGCACGCAGGGGCCCGCUGGAUCUCAGAGAGAGAAAGAUGUGAGCACGAGACCAUAUUUGCUUCAGUUCAUGAGAAGGAAAUUCACCUCGGGCGGUGAUUACCGGAGCCUUUCUUUACCGAACAGCACCCCACCAGUUCUACACGAUUUCAUGAUUCUAUGACGGCUGGUUAUUAUUUUUUUAUCCUCUUUUUUUUCACUCUCCGCCAUAUUAAACACAGUGUGUCUCAACCCUCGUUAGCGGCAGGCUCGCAGAUAAUUGCCAUAUACCACUCAGGAAACAUAGAAAGUGAUAUUCUUGCAUAGGGCAAGGGGAACGGAUGGUUACUACGUGGGGAUGAAUAAAAUGGUGUUUGCCGGGUCAUAUUAUGCGACUCGUGGGUUUGAGGUAGGUCGGUAAUAGGUUCGAGUCGGACACUAGCUAAUUUAGAGAUACUGGGGAGCUUUGGAGUGUGUUAUGGUAUACUGGCAUUACUGGGAUAUCUGUUAGGUACCUACUACUAUAACUAGCCAUUUAGUAACGGAAAAGUUUGAAUCAAUUUGUGUUUACCUCUUUAUAAUAUUCUUGUAUUUGACCGUUUCC
Molecule: messenger RNA, 1579 nt
Organism: Annulohypoxylon maeteangense
Lineage: Eukaryota; Fungi; Ascomycota; Sordariomycetes; Xylariales; Hypoxylaceae
Exons: 5
Coding region: 286-1095 (269 amino acids)
Source: RefSeq, a predicted model, not a curated record